Messenger RNA from Rhododendron vialii, 2082 nucleotides. RefSeq names its product non-specific phospholipase C2-like. The record is from RefSeq and is a predicted model, not a curated record. Bases 265 to 1833 code for a protein of 522 amino acids. Gene Ontology annotation, molecular function: hydrolase activity, acting on ester bonds. Lineage: Eukaryota; Viridiplantae; Streptophyta; Magnoliopsida; Ericales; Ericaceae. Gene Ontology annotation, biological process: phospholipid catabolic process. The transcript is spliced from 4 exons.
AUAUCGACUGAUAGAAAAGAAUUGAUUUUAACACUUUUCAAAUUAAUAAUCACACUCCAGAAGAGGGUACCAAAAUCAAAUCCAUGGGUGUGUCAAAAUUAAUUUGGGAUUGCGAAAAUCACUUUUUUUGUUAAUUUUAUUUUUAUCCGCAAAUCACUCUCAUUCAUAGUUGGAUUUCUCUCUCACCCGCAUAAUCUCCCACGCAUAUAAAGUUGGAUUUCUGCUUCGCAGCUCUGCAACCACAUCUCUCCCUCUCUCUCCAAAAUGUCACCAAGAAAGAAAUCUCCCAUUUCCCCCACCACCGCACCCAAAUCCACAAUCUUCACUCUCCUAUUCCUACUCCACAGCCUCUCCAUCACUUCAUCCAGUCCAAUCAAGACCAUCGUGGUGGUGGUCAUGGAGAACCGCUCCUUCGACCACAUGCUGGGCUGGAUGAAGAAACUCAACCCGAAGAUCAACGGGGUCACCGGGUCCGAAUCCAACCCGCUCUCCACCACCGACCCCAACUCCCCUCUCCUCUACUUCCGCAACCAGGCCCACUACGUCGACCCGGACCCGGGCCACUCCUUCCAGGCCAUCCGGGAGCAGAUAUUCGGAUCCAACGACACGUCCGCCGACCCGCCCCCGAUGAACGGGUUCGCCCAGCAAGCGCAUUCCAUGGACCCGAACAUGACCCAGGAUGUCAUGAACGGGUUUGAUCCGGAUAAGGUUGCUGUUUACAAAGCCCUGGUUUCGGAGUUUGCUGUCUUCGACCGGUGGUUUGCUUCGGUGCCAUCGUCCACGCAGCCGAACCGGCUCUACGUCCACUCCGGCACCUCCGCCGGCGCUACUAGCAACAUUCAGGCGAUGCUCGCGAAAGGGUACCCACAACGCACGAUUUUCGAGAACGUCGAAGCGGCCGGACUAUCCUUCAGAAUAUACUACCAGAACAUUCCGGCGACCCUAUUCUACCGAAACCUAAGGAAGCUCAAGUACGUCGACAACUUCCUCUCGUUCGAAUCGUCGUUCAAGAGCGACGCGAAGAAGGGGAAGCUGCCGAACUACGCCGUGGUGGAGCAGCGGUACAUGGACACCAAGGCGAACCCGGCGAACGACGACCACCCGUCGCACGACGUGUACCACGGGCAGAUGCUGGUGAAGGAGGUGUACGAGACGCUGAGGGCGAGCCCGCAGUGGAACGAGACGAUGAUGGUUGUGACGUACGACGAGCACGGCGGGUACUUCGAUCAUGUGCCGACGCCGGUGCGCGGGGUGCCGAGUCCGGAUGGGAUUGUGGGGCCGGAGCCGUUUUUGUUCAGGUUUGAUAGGUUGGGGGUUAGGGUUCCGACCAUCGUGGUUUCUCCUUGGAUUGAUAAGGGCACUGUUGUCCAUGGACCCAAUGGAGUGCCUAUGGCCACAUCAGAGUAUGAGCAUUCAUCAAUCCCAGCAACAGUGAAGAAUAUCUUCAAUCUUCCUUCCUUUCUCACCAAGAGGGAUGCUUGGGCCGGGUCAUUCCAUAGUAUAGUCCAAACCCGGAAAGAACCAAGAACAGAUUGUCCUGUGCAACUCCCAACUCCAGUUCGCAUCAGGGAAACCGAGGCCAACGAAGACGCCAAACUGACAGAAUUCCAGCAGGAGCUAAUGCAACUUGCAUCGGUGCUAAAAGGAGACAACAUCUUCACGAAUCUUCACGAGAAAAUCGGGAAGAUGACGGUAAAAGAAGGGAACCAGUAUAUGGAAGGUGCAGUAAAGAGCUUUUUUGAGGCAGGGAUUGCUGCUAAGAAAAUGGGUGGUGACGAAGAACAGAUCGUGAAAAUGAGGCCCUCCCUCACCACGAGACCAUCAAAGCCCUAAAAAUGAAGACCAAUUAUAGAAAUUAGAUGUUGAAUCUUUUUAGGAAAUGUGUACAAAAUGUACCACAUUUGCAUCUGCUUUAAAGUAGACCAAUAGGGAAUGGAACGGGCUUGUGGUGUGGUUAAAAAGGUUGAACACCAUUUUCUUCUUCUUCUUUUUUUGCCUUUGAAUUCGAGUAAUUAGGUAUAUACCUAAUUCCGAUGACUCCUAGUUUUUCUUUUUUUGGGUAAAUUCCAAUGACUAGUAAAA